Messenger RNA from Helianthus annuus (common sunflower), 706 nucleotides. RefSeq lists its product as uncharacterized. The record is from RefSeq and is a predicted model, not a curated record. The coding region runs from base 140 to 691 and encodes 183 amino acids. Lineage: Eukaryota; Viridiplantae; Streptophyta; Magnoliopsida; Asterales; Asteraceae. The transcript is spliced from 3 exons.
UACCCAGAUCUCGUACUGAUACCCCUCUUCUGUUUUUGUUUAACAAGCUUCUUGUUUUGGCAUUACGAUAAAGAGAGAAAGAAACCAGACACGAAGCAUCUCCUUUGAAUCCAUCUAAUCUCUCCUCUGAUUAAGCAUCAUGGAAGUUGAAGAAGAAAUCAUGGAAGUUGAAGAAGAAAGCGAUUUCUCGGAUAGGGAUUUGACAGGUGAAUCUGAAAGCGAUUUCUCGGAUAUGGAUUUGACAGCACACAAAACAAAAACACCGAAGAGGGGGUUGACCAGGUUACCAAAAAUGCGAACAGCGUUUACAAACUCGGGUGGAAAAAAACACAAAGUUACAUUUGAUGAAUUGGAGAAGUUUUCUGGGGAAUAUAGAUCAGAAUUUUCUAGUUUUUUGGGAGACCUAGUAAGAGAAUAUGUCGGAUUUAGGUUUUUAGCGUGGAAAACAGUGCCAACAGAAGUAAAGGAUAAAUUGUGGGAGGAAAUAAUGCGUUUUUAUGACAUUGAUGCAUGUCGUAGGCGUUUUGUAAUGACUCGGCUUGGUGACCUGCUUCGAAAUUUUAGAAGAAAAGUGUAUGCGGGAUACAUAGUACCUAACUUAGGUAAACCAAAGAAACUUGCACGAAUUCCUAAGAGGUAUCGUUCAAUGGUAGAGCAAACAGACUGGGACAAGUUUGUAACAUAUACAUAAUCAGACGAGUUUAAG